CCUAUAUAUCCUACCUUGCUAUACAAUGCUUCAUUGCAAGACAAAUUUCAUCUAAUUGACUAAAGCAAGGAGAAAGAAGAAGAAGCAGAAGCAGCAGUAGCAGCGGCGGUGGCAUUAGCAGCACUGACGUAAUGGCCAGCAGCUACCAUCAGCAUAUGAGUACCGAAUUGCAGCUGGCGGCGAGGAACGGCAACGUCGAGAGCCUGCGGUCGAUGAUUCGCGAGAACCCGAAAAUCCUACUGUCGACGACGGUGCAGGGUCAGACCGCGCUGCACAUCGCCGCGCGGCUCGGUCACCGCGCCUUUGUGGAGGAGAUAUUCAAGCAGGACGAGUCGCUGCUGCGGCUGCGGAACGCCGACGACGACACCCCGCUGCACGUCGCGGCACGGUCGGGCCAUGCGGAGCUCACCGACUUCCUGGUGAACUAUGCGUUGACGUGGCUGGAAGUCGAAGACGAUAACGAGAGCCCGCUGCGGGCGGUGAACGCGCGGGGCGACACGGCGCUGCACGAGGCGGUGAUCGGCCGGAACGAGCAGAUCGCGGUGAGGCUGCUCAACGCCGACCCCAGCAUGGGGCACGUGAUGAACAAGAGGAAGGAGACGCCGCUGCACAUCGCGUCGCGCGAGGGGCUGGAGAAGGUGGUGGAGAAGAUCGUGGCGCAUCCCUGGGUCGCGGAGCAGCAGGAGGCUGAGCCGGCGGUGCUCGGGACCGGAUCGCCCCUCCACCAGGCUGUGCUCGGCGGACACAUCAAAAUCAUGGAGAUGUUGUUAGAUAAGAGAACUGAUUUCCUCAAAGCCGUCGACGAGUCCGGCAACAACGCCCUUCACUACGCGGCCCAGAAAGACAGCAAGAUGAUGGUCGAAAUGCUACUCAAGAAGGACAAUUCCCAGCUCGCCUACCUGUGCAACAACAAAGGCUACUUUCCACUGCACGAAGCCGCCUUUUACGGCUCCAGCUCUGCCGUCAAAGAGAUCCUGAAGUACUGCCCCGACACCGCAGAACAAGUCGACUUCACAGGAAAGAACGCUAUCCACAUCGCAGUCCAAAGCGGAAAGGUCGGGACGCUGCAGUGCUUGUUGAGACACAUCGAGCCGAAAGAGAUCAUCAACAAGGCCGACGAAGAUGGAAACACUCCUCUCCAUCUCGCGGCAAUGCAGGGCCGGAUUCAAUCGACGCUUAUACUGUCGAAGGACAACAGGAUCGAUCCAUGCCUCCUGAAUAAGGAAGGCCAAACGGCUCGAAGCGUCUACGAGCGCCUCGAAGAAAUGAGUAUAUAUGGGAUGAUAGUGUGGAAGAAGCUAAAGAAGAAGGAAGCCGAGAAAUGCAAGAACAAGCAGCUACCGCCGGUGGCGACGUCGCAAUCGUUCCAGAAGAAAAUGGCCGCGAGCGACCAAUACUUCGAGCUGAGCGUGAACACGUACACGCUGGUCGCGGCGCUCAUCGCGACGGUCACCUUCGCGGCCAACUUCACCAUGCCAGGCGGCUUCGACCAGCAAUACGGCAUGGCCAUCCUGCAGAAUCGGCCGGCUUUCAAGGUCUUUGUGAUCUCGAACACGAUCGCCAUGUGCAGCUCCCUCGUGGUCGUCUUCUGCUUCAUCUGGGCGUGGAGGGACCCGGUCAAGUUCAAGCUCAACCAGCUCCAAUGGGGCCACAGGCUCACGGUGCUCGCGUGCCUCGCGAUGCUCGUCACUUUGAUGACCGCCGUGCACCUGGUCCUUACUCAUAAGUCAUGGUGGUUGUCAUUGGUGGUGAUUCUGAUCGGGUGCAGCACUCCGGUGGUAGUCGGGCUUAUACUUGGCCGCGAGGUCUGGUUCAUUCCGCUCAAGUGACCCAUGCUGUUCGUCUAAAUUAACUUUGCUUAAAUGUUUGAUGAGUACAAUAAUUAAACUGCGUGUGUGGCACCAGCAACGUGAAACUUAAGAACGUGAUAUAUAAAUAAGAUGUUUAUGAAUAGAUUGAAUUAAAUUAGAUUUGCUAUAAAACUAAACCU
Molecule: messenger RNA, 1990 nt
Organism: Ananas comosus (pineapple)
Lineage: Eukaryota; Viridiplantae; Streptophyta; Magnoliopsida; Poales; Bromeliaceae
Product: protein ACCELERATED CELL DEATH 6-like
Exons: 4
Coding region: 132-1829 (565 amino acids)
Cellular component (GO): plasma membrane
Molecular function (GO): protein phosphatase 1 binding; protein phosphatase regulator activity
Source: RefSeq, a predicted model, not a curated record